UUACUUGCGUCGUCUAUGAUAAAAUUUAAAUUAUAAUUUUCUUUUGUUUAUGUUUAUCAUAUUCGAGGAAAUCGAGAAGGAAUCCGCGAUUAUACGUGGAGGAAAUUCAUGGAUUAAUUUUUCAUAACCAACCCCUCACUGAUUUGACUUCCACACCUCUCUUCUUGCGCCUUCUUACUGUUUUUGGCUCGUACGCAGCUCGAUUUGGCAAUAUUUCCUCCUCAAGAAUCCGAGCACGACACCUCUCGAGCCAUCUACUGCUUAAUCAUUAUCUGGGUACUUCCUAAACUGCUUAAUUAAUGGCUGAUGAUUCAAUCCCAUUCCGAAUAAGGCAUUUCUGCUCGAUAUGGCGGGGAUGCUGUUUCUCCCUCCUGUUACAUUCAUUUUCAUUUUUCAGUUUGAGGGUUUCUUUCGGAAGCCGUGAUUGAAUCUCAAUAUGAUUUGUAUGUUUUUUAGUUCUACGAAGAUGCAUCUGAUAUGGACUUUGUUCAUCGUUUUACUAAUUUUAAUCGCUAUAAUUUUUCUGGGUUGGACUGGUUGUAAAUCAUAAUCUAGCUGGAUUAGGAGAAUGUUAUAAAUUUGAUCGGCUUCCUGAAUUUUAGCGCAGUGGUGCUUUGGUUGACGAGUUGAACCAGCCAUUUAAGUUCUUCCUUGAAAAUCUUCAAAUUCCACCAUUGGUUGCCAUUCCAAAUCCCUGCUUCGAAUUCUUACUCAUCAAAUUGUUCAGAACCUUGCUGUAGAUUUAUGUUAAAACAUACUCCACAAGUAUUUCAUUAGAUUCACAUGGAUUAUAAUUUUUCAUGAGAAAAAAGUAGAGAUGGUGAGGAAUAAUUAGUGAAGCGAAAUUUUAUCUACGGGGGAAUUGGGAAUCUGUCUUUUGUGCAGACAUGUUUUGGGCUUUUGAUUUUUUCAGCUCUACUGCAGAAUAGUCUUAAAGUAUUCAUUCAUAUAUGUUGGACAAAAAAUAAAGAAGAAAGUUGGUGUAUAACCUAAACGACUCUAAGAAAGUAUUUGAAUUCCUAUCAUAAUACUGUUCAUUAAAAAAAAAAACCUAGGAACCCGCUGCUCAGUGCUCCCCAUCUUUUAGCAGAAUCUAAAUUCAUUUGUUCAUCUAAAUAUAUUUUGCCCUUUCAGAGCUGCAGUAUAAUUUUGAUAUGACAUGACAUCAGUUACAAUUAUGGUAGGGUGGAAGUACAUGCUUCUUCUAAAUCUCUAGCGUAGAAGAUGGAACAUUUUUUUAGCAAAAAAAAGUCUCUGUACAUUUUUUCUUUUGUUGUAUUGAUACACUGCAGUAUUUCACUACUCGUCCUUUUGAAUUGAUGGACACACCCUUGAUUUGAAGCUGUGUGGAUAAAACAUGCAAAAUUUUCCGUCUAUGGUGUAAGGACAUCAAAUUAUGUAGAGUGCGAGAUUCUGUCUAUUGUGAUGGACAAUGUUUCUGCUGAUGCAAUCAGAAGUUGCCAUAGUAAAGAACUUGAACUUCCGAUCUGAUGUCGUCUACCCAUAGCUCCCUGCAUGGGCUUAAUGAUAAUGGGGUUCGCCCUGCAAAAUCCCGUAUAAUAGCAAGGCGAUAGCUCUAAUUAUGUUUUGCUUGUAGGUUUUUAUAUUUUUUGCUCACUAAUUUAGUCUCUUCAGAUCAUUUAAGGAGGGUUAAGUAGGGAAAUGAGUAUGGUUAAUGGCUUAAAUAGCAGAUGCUUUGUGCAUAUCACUAAUACAAUUUUUUCUGCUGGCACAAUUUUGAAAGAUCUCUUGCUUCAAAUAAUCUGAAAGUGUUGAAUUUCAAUAAUCAUCAAGACCAAGAAGCUAUGGAACUGUCUUCACGGGUAAGAGCACAGGAAGGGGAGAUUCAACUUCUUCGUCAACAAAUUGCAGUAGCUUGUUUGAAGGAGUUGCGACUAUUGAAUGAGAAGUAUGCAUUAGAGAGGAAGUUUUCAGACAUAAGAAUGGCAGUUGAUGAGAAGCAAACUGAAGUCAUUACGUCUGCCUUCAAUGAGUUGGGAUACAGAAAAGGGGAUCUUGAAGAGAACUUAAAAUUGACUAAUGAAUUAAAGGCUGUGGAUGAUGAGAGAUAUCUCUACAUGUCAUCAUUGCUUGGGCUUUUGGCAGAAUAUGGUAUUUGGCCACAUGUCAUAAAUGCCUCUGUUAUAACCAACAGUGUGAAGCUGCUUCAUGAUCAGUUGCAGCGAAAGAUCAGAACUUCGCAUGAUAAAAUUGGAGAACUAGCAUCUCUUGCUGAAAAUCAUUUUGAGGGUGGAUAUCAAUAUCAAAGAAGAGAGAAUACUGAUUUGAAGUUUUUUGAGAGUGGAUAUCAAUAUCAAAGAAGAGAGAACGCUGAUUUGGGAAAUGUAAAAUACCAACAUCCUCCCAAAGCUGAGCAUUUGGGAACAACUGAAGAUGUGUUUACAUCUAGGGUACAAAAUAAAAUUCCAGGAGCAGCAGACUUUAUUCUAAAACCCGAAAUGUACCAACCUGUGAACUAUGACAAUUCUCCAGACCCUUUAUUCUAUGCUGGCAGGGAGGUGCCUGGUGCUAUUACCCCUCCAGUUGAUGAUGAUGCCGUGGAAAUGCAACGUUAUAUGACUGACGAGAGAUAUAACCACCCUGUAACAGUUGAGGGACCCAGCAUCGAGAAUUUUCAAAUAGUCGGUGACGCUACACCAGGGGGCAGACUUCUUGCAUGCGGAUAUCCUACUCGAGGGACUUCUCUUUGUAUAUUUCAGUGGGUUUGGCAUCUUGAGGAUGGCACAAGGCAGUAUAUUGAAGGAGCUACAAAUCCAGAAUACGUUGUUGCAGCUGAUGAUGUUGACAAACUAAUCGCGGUCGAGUGCAUACCAAUGGAUGACAAAGGCCAUCAGGGGGAACUGGUCAAGCUUUUUGCUAAUGAUCAGAACAAAAUAAAAUGUGAUCCGGACAUGCAAUUGGAGAUUGAUACAUAUCUUUCAAAGGGACAAGCCACGUUUAAUGUCCUAUUGCUGGAAUAUGGUGCUUGGUGAUUUCAACACUUAAAAAGAAAGCAAUAUAGAUCGAUUCGUCCGAGAAUUGGGAGCCAGCAUCUAUUUCUUUGAGGAGGUCUGGUUACCAAAUUAAGAUGGGAAACACAGAAUCGG
This is a messenger RNA of Momordica charantia (bitter melon), 3107 nucleotides long. Lineage: Eukaryota; Viridiplantae; Streptophyta; Magnoliopsida; Cucurbitales; Cucurbitaceae. The record is from RefSeq and is a predicted model, not a curated record.